Hyalella azteca is the source of this 2331-nucleotide messenger RNA. Its product is annotated as protein amnionless. The transcript has 11 exons. Gene Ontology annotation, biological process: intracellular protein localization; receptor-mediated endocytosis. The record is from RefSeq and is a predicted model, not a curated record. The coding region runs from base 81 to 2099 and encodes 672 amino acids. NCBI's taxonomy places the organism in Eukaryota, Metazoa, Arthropoda, Malacostraca, Amphipoda, Hyalellidae. Gene Ontology annotation, cellular component: endocytic vesicle; apical plasma membrane.
UGUGCAGCAUCAAAGCCGCGGUGCGAGGCUGCUUCAUGCAGUGAGCGGUGUGACUCAGUUCAGUGAACAUCGGCUAGAUCAUGAUGAAAUUUUGGUGUUACGCAGCAUGGCUGGUGACAUGCUCGGGAGCAGCGCUGGCCUAUACGAAGCACUGGACACGCAGCUGGAACCUGGACGAUGACGACAACUGGUCGGGAGGCUUGGUGCACUGCCCUGGACAGCGACUCCAGAUGCCGCAACGUCUGGAUUAUAUGACAUACUUGAGUUCCUCGCUGAGCGUUGAGUGGCUCGCGCUGCCGCUGAGUGGGGAGGUUGUGCUCGGUGAGGGGGGCAGUGUCCUGGUGGGCACCGCGGGUGCGAAGAGAAGGCCUUCAGACUGUAAGGCUGAAGUGAAAACGUUGACGUGGUCGCGCACGAGCAAAGACGAGUGGUGGGACGCGUUGUCGUGGCAGGUGCCUGAUGACCUGACCCUGAACAGCAGCGCAAUCCCCGACCUGAACAGGGUGCCGUGUACCACAGAUACCGUCGUGCUGAGAUCCUCUCCCAAGUACCUCUCACCAAUACACUUCACCGCACCUACCGUCAGAGUGGCGUCCGUGCAAGUCAACGGGCAGACGUUGACAACUUCCGGGUUGCUGGACUACGCAUCAGGCAACGUGUCAGGGCAGUUGACAGGCAGCUCAGCUGAUGGCGGCGUCUUGCUUUACGCCGAGGCUGACCCGCGGUGUUCUGAGGGCCGAGACUGCCAGUGCAACGACGCUGCAGACGUCGCUAGAGUGGUCUGCACCAACCGCCAACUCCCGUGCCCCGAGCCCAUGUGUGAGAAUCCUAUUAGAAUGCAGGAUUUCUGCUGUCCUCAGUGUGGAGUGGACUUCAAACUGCCAUCUUCAUACAGCGGCGGGGGCCGCCACCUGCAAGGACUGCUGGGCGCUCUGGACGUUGAAGAGGCGGGUCGAGGAGUCGCCCGCUUCUCAGGCCUGAUGAGUGACGGUAGCUACCAUGUGCUGCUCGCGGCCAGGGAGCGCGACGGGGACUACGAGGCUGCUGCUCAGGUUGUCAGGAGGAUAUUGCAACAAGCUGUGGGCAGCGAUGGACAUCUGGAAGAAUCAGCAGCAGGCGCAAGCGCCUACAAGACGGAGUCUGGGAGCAGCUCUGCUGGAGGCCUGGUGUCGGCCAUUGUUAUCAUCGUGCUCGUGGCGCUCCUGCUUUACUUCGUUCACAAGAGAGGAUACGCGGAUAAUGUUCGAGCUCUACUUCGAGAAAAUUCGCCGGCAAGUUUCCAGUUCCGGCGGAUGAGCAUGGUGGCGAUACGGCGCUUAUCGCGGAUCUCCCUGCACGCCGACGCGCUGUCCGCACGCCGGGCCUCGGACGCUCCGAGCAGCAGGACCCCUGACAUGUCAGGCCCCAUUCCGACCUACAGCGUUCAGUCCGGCGGUCUGCGCUUCAUGAAUCCUGUCUUCAGCAAGUCAACUGCGUCCCUGGCUGCUAUGCCAAUUGACCCUGAAGGCGGGAUGUGUGAUGACGCCGCGACAGGAAGAGCUGGGGACACUGCUGAGGUCGAGAACCCAAUGUACGGCGCCUUCAUGCACAUGACGCAUGCCGAGAAGAAGGCCUACGAUGCUACAGAUGCGGACGCUGGUCCUCCGAAGCCGCCGCGCUUGGAAGACAAGGGGCAGUCAAGCAUGCGUUUCAGCGAACUUGGCACCAUCGAUGAAGACGUUCAUUCGACCGAAGAUGACGCAAACGAAAUUGUCACUGAUGAACCACAGCGCCUAGACAAAAAUAUAAGAGAAAUCAUCAGUCUCGAAACCCCCGCCGAAUUGGCUAGAGCAGGUCUUUUGAUCGAUGUACCUGGAGACUCCCCAGUCACGGGACAGAUGGUAGAAAAUGCAUAUAAAAACAAUGAUGGAAAAGGAGAAACCAAAAUUGUUAUCGAUAUUCACGCGGCGCCCUUCAGCGAGCUAGAACAAACCAAAUCAGAUGACGCGCAGCAUUUCGGGGCCACGGCUUCUCACGCAACUGCAGAUCGCUGCCAACUGGAAGAAGUUGACGAUGAGCCUGGCAUCAAUUUCGGGUUCGAGGACGAUGAUGAAUUUUAGUGUUACUUUAUCAGUUGCAAGCGCUUGUAAUCAGUUUAUUUUGUGAGGAAUAUUUUACCAACCGGUGCAUGCGCUCAAUUGACGUGAUGUUCAUCUGAGAUUACAGCCUCAUAAUUUUAUUCAUUGUUACUAUUAUAAUCCCGUGCUGAUAUAUAAGCAUGAUGAAUUAUCUUAUCUACCGCAGGUCUUAUGCAUUGCGAAACAUGUACAGUUGAAUAAAAGGACAAGUUUC